AUGCCGAGCCACGGCUACGAAAGGGUUGCAGCCAACGACGACGCGCACUCGCCCGUCGCAUCGCUCUCCGCACAGCAGUGGCCGCCCGCCUCGCCGCCCCCGUCCUUCCACUCGCGCGCCUCCUCGCCCACGUCACGCCGCCUGCUCUCCGACGACCCCCUCACACACCCCGAAGACCGCACGCUCGCCGACACCUUUGAUUCCGACUCGGACGACGACGAGGACGAAGACGGCCGCGAUGAUCGCCAGCGGCUGAUGCGCGGGAAUCCACUGCCCGACGACGAUGCACCGCCACCGCCGGGGCUGCAGAGGAGGGUGACGGAACUGCCCGCCUUCCACACACAGGCGCCUGCCAGCGGGCGCGUGUAUGGCGGAGGGAACGGCGGUGUGUGGGCCAACCUGAGCGCGAAGCCCACAAGAGGGGAGGAUGUCGAGGAGAAGCCUCCGACAUACGAACAAGCCGCCGCCGACGCAACACCGCCGUACUGGGAGACCACGAUCCUCGCUCCCGGCACUUUCGGCGACGAGGUCUUCGUUGAGGGCCUGCCCGUCGGCUCCCUCUUCAGCUUCCUCUGGAACGCCAUGAUCUCCAUGUCCUUCCAGCUCGUCGGCUUCCUUCUCACCUACCUCCUGCACACCACCCACGCCGCAAAGAACGGGUCUCGCGCCGGCCUCGGCAUCACCCUCGUCCAGUUCGGCUUCGGCUUCCGCUCCGCAACGCUCAACCCCGCCGGCUCGAGCAACGACAACCCCAACCAGGACUUCAACGGCGGCGUGCCGAGCGAUCCAAAUGCGCACAAUUUCAAUCCCGACGACGUCGCGACAAGUGCUGGCGGUGCUGGCGGUGCUGGCGGUGCUGAAGCGGCUGCGGGUGCGAGCGCGAGCGUAACGGGGAGCGACUGGUUGGCGUACGGGCUGAUGAUCGUGGGCUGGUUCAUCCUGAUCAAGAGCGUCAGCGACUUUGUUCGCGCGAGGAGGCACGAGCAGUUGGUUCUGCAGAGCCCUGAUAGAGGGCUGGGCGUCGCCGUUGUCGCCGAGGGCGAGAGCCCCGAGCGCAGCGUCUAG
Molecule: messenger RNA, 1065 nt
Organism: Macroventuria anomochaeta
Lineage: Eukaryota; Fungi; Ascomycota; Dothideomycetes; Pleosporales; Didymellaceae
Product: metal homeostatis protein bsd2
Exons: 3
Coding region: 1-1065 (354 amino acids)
Biological process (GO): metal ion transport; ubiquitin-dependent protein catabolic process; vacuolar transport
Cellular component (GO): Golgi apparatus; perinuclear region of cytoplasm; endoplasmic reticulum
Source: RefSeq, a predicted model, not a curated record